CUUAGGAAGGUUUUAGAGCAUUGGAUUGGCACAAGCGGCUAUCCACCGAGGAGGCGCGGAGGGGAGGAAAGCAGAUGAGUGUCCAAUAAGAAGCGAGCGCGCGUCUGACAGCGGACCACUGAGCUGUGAGGGGCGGGGUUACUACUCUUUGGGCUGGAGGAGAGAUAAAGGAGCUGCUGCGGGUGAGGACCAGGUUUUGUGGUGCUGCUUGAAGAUGAGCCGAUUUCUGAAUGUUCUUCGUAGCUGGCUAGUUAUGGUAUCCAUCAUUGCCAUGGGGAACACAGUGCAAAGCUUCAGAGAUCACAGCUUCCUCUCUGAGAAACUGUACACUGGCAAACCAAGCCUUGUAAAUGGCCUCCAGGCUCGGACCUUUGGUAUCUGGACCCUGCUGUCAUCUGUGAUUCGCUGCUACUGUGCCAUUGACAUCCGUAACAAGACCUUCAACUCCAUUACCCAGAGUGGCAAGGAACUGCAUGCUGAGAAGGGGCUAUUUGUACAGAUCCUUCAAAGCCUCUAUAACAUCACACUUUUGACCUUCUUCAUUGCCCUGGGCCACUUUCUCUCUGAAGUCUUUAUCUACGGUACAGCAGCUGCAACUAUUGGUGUCCUGGCACCGCUCAUGGUGGCAAGUUUCUCCAUCCUAGGCAUGCUUAUCGGGCUGCAGUACCUGGAAGUGGAAGAAGCACCACAGAACAAGAAAAGGAACUGAAGCUGUGGCUGCCAUACCCGUUCCAUCUGCCUUCCAGCCAUCUUCAAGAGUCCAUGAUCUUCCAAGUGUUACAUUCCUGACUUUUUCUCCUCACUGUACGGUCUAACCAUCAGAUAGAUUUUUGGGGGGGACUUUUCCAUCAGUCAUCUUUUUAAUUUUCAGUUGAUUUUGAUAGGAGCAGAUAACACUUGAUCUGUGACCAAUGGCAAAAGCCCAGCCCUGAACCGCUGUCCCAAGCCAGAUGAGGGUUUUCCUGAUGGGGGCCACUGUUUUAAGGCAUCCUCAGCCUUGGUGGUGGGAAAGGGACCUCUCCAUAAUCGUGCCAAGCACGCAUAAUAAAUUCUCCCUUCAGGGCGUCCAGCAGAGAGGAAAUGUACUACUGCCAAAGAUCCACGGGAGAUUAUUCUAGAAAAACAGCACUAACUGACAGCACUAACCAGUGCAUUGUGAGCCUGUGCAUUUGUCCAUAAGCAUGAUUUGAAUAAACAAGGGGGAAAUUGUGCAAA
Sphaerodactylus townsendi is the source of this 1215-nucleotide messenger RNA. It is a transcript of the gene ERG28, whose product is annotated as ergosterol biosynthesis 28 homolog. The coding region runs from base 215 to 709 and encodes 164 amino acids. The transcript has 6 exons. Gene Ontology annotation, cellular component: endoplasmic reticulum; membrane. NCBI's taxonomy places the organism in Eukaryota, Metazoa, Chordata, Lepidosauria, Squamata, Sphaerodactylidae. The record is from RefSeq and is a predicted model, not a curated record. Gene Ontology annotation, molecular function: protein-macromolecule adaptor activity.